AUUGGGAAUCAAACGUACAAUCUAUUGAAUUAAGUGAUCAAGCUAUUAAAGACCCAGUAAAUCCUGAUUUUCAAACCCAUGCACCAUUGUCAGAUAUUCAAAUUAACUCUGUUACUCCAAGUCGUCCUGGUAUUUAUGGUCCUGGAAACCCUCAUCCUAAUGCAUUCAAAAAAAAUCCAACACUUGGGGGCCGUCAACUCUUGAAAAAGAAAAAGAAAAAUUCGCAAAAUUCACAAAUUAUUAAUAAUUAUUAUAUUUCUGCCAGUACU
Messenger RNA from Dentiscutata erythropus, 269 nucleotides. NCBI's taxonomy places the organism in Eukaryota, Fungi, Glomeromycota, Glomeromycetes, Diversisporales, Gigasporaceae. The record is from the annotation of a GenBank genome assembly.